AUGGCCUCAUUGAAGGGCGCAACUAAUUUCGUUCUCUCCUCCUCCUCCUCCUCCUCCUCCUUAUCAUCCAACCUCAGUACGGCGACACCGCUGGCAGUCAUUAUGCUCUACCGGAAUCCGGUCUUGUCCGAUGCACUCGCUACAGCCGUGUCAGGCGGCAUCGCUCUCGUGGUUCUCCGGUUGUUUGAAGAGACAGCUAAGCGAGGCCUCUUUGACCAGAAACUUAACAGGAAGCUUUUGCAUGUAAGCUUCGGAUUAGUUUUCAUGCUUUGCUGGCCACUGUUCAGUUCUGGUCAUCGAGGUGCGCUGUUAGCUGCCACAAUUCCAGGGGUUAACAUCAUUCGCAUGCUUCUUGUGGGAUCUGGGAUUUGGAAAGAUGAGGCGACCGUGAAGUCUAUGAGCAGAUUCGGGCAACACAGGGAACUUCUUGAAGGGCCGCUAUACUAUGCUCUCACGAUUACAUUUGCCUGCGCAUACUACUGGAGGACUUCGCCAAUCGCUAUUGCAGCAAUAUGCAACCUCUGCGCUGGAGAUGGUUUUGCAGACAUUAUUGGAAGGCGGCUUGGCCAACAUAAAAUUCCUUACAACCCUAACAAAUCGUUAGCUGGUAGCAUUGCAAUGGGCUGUGCUGGGUUUUUAGCGUCUCUCGGGUUCAUGUCCUAUUUUUCGUCGUUUGAUUAUGUCCGAGGUAGUCGGGAGAUGGUCUCGGGUUUCUUGAUGGUGUCUCUUGCUUCAGCAGUAGUGGAAUCACAUCCUCUGAGCUCUCGGCUCGACGACAAUCUCACAGUUCCCUUAACUUGUGCAUUGGUGGGGAGCCUUGUUUUUUAGGUGGUUAACAUUCAUUACAACCGUUCCUUUCCAAGGAAAAGGAAAGCAUAAUCGUCGGUGUAGAGAUAUUAUUAUCUUGUGUUCGUGGGAAACACAGCAAAGUGUGGGAGAAAACAUUAUAACUUUUAUUCAGAAAGGAUGACAAAGCUGAUGGGUUUGGUUUUGGUAAUUGGUUUCUUUUCUGUAUUCGUGACAGUACAUCCAAGCCUUUUUUAUUCGCCUCAAUCACCAGCUCAUGCCGCAAA
Rhodamnia argentea is the source of this 1073-nucleotide messenger RNA. Its product is annotated as probable phytol kinase 3, chloroplastic. The record is from RefSeq and is a predicted model, not a curated record. Bases 1 to 828 code for a protein of 275 amino acids. Gene Ontology annotation, molecular function: kinase activity. Lineage: Eukaryota; Viridiplantae; Streptophyta; Magnoliopsida; Myrtales; Myrtaceae. The transcript is spliced from 8 exons.